GUUGAAAGCCCAGAUCGUAAUCGUGAUUAAAAUUCGAUUAAUUGAGCAGCCCUACCGUAGGGUAAUAAGACCGUUGACCGUAAACUCCUGAAAAGAAAAUUCUAUAAUUUAAGAUACUCCUUGAAUUUCAUGGCUGUACAAACAUUGUUGUCCAUCAGCAACACCAUGCUAGCAUGUUAGGUUUUAAUUUGCUUAAUUUUUUUUUUAAUGCAGGUCACAAAGCUUUGUUUAUGCUCGCUGUUGUUAAAUUUGUGGUUAAGCUUUGGUGCAAUGUUUUAUGGUUGCCAUGUGCAUAUGGAAAAUGGAUGAGCUGGAGGUAUGGGUCUGUGUGCACGUUCAGCUCUGCAGGUAUAAUGGCGCUUAUUUUCAGUUAGCACAGGAUGCACUGGUUCUGCUUCCCAUUUGGCACAGAACUCAAAAGUAUUACUGCAGCAGUUUGGAAAAAAAAAGACUUUUUGCAGAUAAUUUUGGCAAAAUUUGGUUUAUGCUUGAACACCUAUAUUUCAAAGAUGCAAGUCAAGCGUGCCUCAAGCUUGAGUGUGAAAUUUUAUGGUGGUGUGGAUUUUUUUUGUUGUUUUUUGGGGGGUUUAUUUGUUUUUUUUUUGUUUUGUUUUUUUGCACAAUGAACAAAGUAACAAGCACAAUCACAGCUUCAGCCCAUAAAAUGUGUUAGCCCAAAUAAAAGUGAGAUAGUCAUGCAUUAGGGGAUUCGACAGUGUUGCCUUUUAGUAAAUGGCCUCAAUGUUGCUAGACUGGCAGCUGUUUUAAAGCUGUUUUUCACAAUUAAUCAUCACUAAAGGUAUUUGAUCAGUCCAGUUUAACCUGAAGAGGAUUUUUAAAGGCUUAAGACUUUCAUGGAAAUAAUUAAUUUACCAUGUUAAGUGAAAAGUUGGAAAAUUGCCUGCCACAUAAAAUAAGCCGUGGUAGUGGUGGGGAAAUUACGCCAAGGCAGUGUUACUUUAUGCCAUUUCUAAAGCUAGCUGCCCUCAUUGCACUGUGGUGCAAUGUUUAAUUUAAGCCUUUAACAAUUUAAGAAAUUAUUCAAGAUAGAGCUGAAGGAUUUAGGCAAAACUAUUUUUUUUAUUAAACGGAUACUACAAUUUCAAAAUUUCACUUUCUAAAGUCAGCCUUGGUUUCAGUACUUGCAAACUAAUAGAUUUUAAAUGUGAAACUUGAUGAGAAGUUAUAUGUUAUCAUAACAUAUCUUCAUAUCUAUUACUUUAAUUUCUAAAGCAAGGACACAGUCAGUUAAUUAAGAAAGCACUAAUAGUAAAACAAAAAUAUGCUAAUUUGGUAGUUGCUUUACUUGGUUUCACAAUGCUGUGUACCUUGUUAAGCCAGAGUUAUUUAGGUGACAAGAUUGCCCUAUUUUUCUUUUUUUUUUUUCUUUUAUGGAUGUGUGUUUUUUAGUGUUUGUGGGCAGCAUGCAAAUGUGUGGUCAUACAGUUGGCGGUAUAUGUGCAGAUAUGCCACUCCCUACCCCUGCUGUUCCCCUGCUUGGAACACCAAUCGCCAGCAUGCUCAUGAUACGUGUUUUUAAGGGAGAGGGAGAGAGAGACUAAGGGAGAGUAAGAGAAUGAGAAAGUCAGCGGAUGAAGUGGGAGCAAAGACCAGCGCUUGACAGCAGCUGAAAGAUCAAGUUGUGUUAUUCUUCAGAAUAGCUUCUAGAGAACCAAAGAAGCAGACAAAACCAUCCAGCUGUCACCAAAAUAGGUUGUCGGUUGCAUGUAUCCAAGUCCAUCUGCAUCUUUGUGUAUUCCUGAUUAUCUUUCUUCCAUGGAUAUUGCUCAUUAACCCUUGCUACGGGAGAUGGACGUAGUAAGGCACCAAAAGGGUCACAUCACCAUGCUUGGUACGGAUUUAAAGCUGCCGUUGGUCUGCUCUACACGUCAGAGCUUACAGUUUUUGCCUGGCCAGCAGCGCUGUCGGUGGAGUGGGUGCACCUUGUGAGAACACGGGACACAGGAGGGAGAUGCAGCAGAGGGUAAACUCGGUGUGGUACCAUGGCAAGCUAGACCGAACCAUUGCAGAGGAGCGCCUGCGCCAGGCCCGAAAUCCUGGCAGCUACCUCAUCAGGGAGAGCGACCGCCGGCCCGGUUCCUUUGUCCUGUCUUUCCUCAGUAUGACCAAUGUGGUCAACCACUUCAGGAUAAUCGCCAUGUGUGGGGACUAUUACAUUGGUGGGCGGCGGUUCUCGUCCUUAUCAGACCUGAUUGGUUACUACAGCUAUGUGUCUUGCCUUCUAAAAGGAGAGAAACUGCUAUCACCAGUGGCCCCUCCAGAGCCUGUAGAAGACAGGAGGAGAGUCAGGGCCAUACUUCCAUACACCAAAGUGCCAGAUACUGAUGAGAUCAGCUUCCUUAAAGGGGACAUGUUUAUUGUUCACAAUGAACUGGAAGAUGGCUGGAUGUGGGUGAGCAAUGUUCGCACAGAGGAGCAGGGACUCAUUGUGGAGGAUUUGGUGGAGGAGGUGGGCCGUGAGGAGGAUCCACAUGAGGGAAAAGUCUGGUAUCACGGAAAGAUCACCAAGCAAGAGGCCUACAACCUUCUGAUGACAGUUGGUCAAGUGUGCGGUUUUCUAGUCCGGCCUUCAGACAACACACCUGGCGACUAUUCCCUCUUUUUUCGCACCAAUGAAAACAUCCAAAGGUUUAAAAUCUCCCCCACACCUAACAAUCAAUACGUGAUGGGGGGGAGGUACUAUAACAGUGUUGAUGACAUCAUCGACCAUUACAAGAAAGAACAGAUUGUUGAGGGUUACAACUUAAAAGAAGCUGUUUCAGUUCAGCACCAGGAACAGGUUCUGACUGACGUAGUGGAUGGGAGAGAAAUUUAUAACACUAUCAGACGGAAAACAAAAGAUGCUUUUUACAAAAACAUUGUCAAAAAAGGCUACCUCCUGAUCAAUAAAGGCAAAGGCAAACGGUGGAAGAACCUUUACUUUAUCCUGGAGGGUAAUGACGCACAGCUCAUCUAUUUUGAAAACGAGAAAAGAGCCACGAAACCCAAAGGGCUGAUCGACUUAAGCGUGUGCUCCGUCUACGGCGUGCACGACAGUCUGUUUGGCAGGCCAAACUGUUUCCAGAUUGUUGUCCAGCACUUUAGCGAGGAACAGUACAUAUUCUACUUUGCAGGAGAGGCUACAGAGCAGGCACAGGAUUGGAUGAAAUGCCUUCAAACCUUCUGUAAUAACCUAAGGAAAACCACUCAGCCCACCUCCAACAAGAGGCUUAGACAGGUGAGCAGCCUGGUGCUGUACGUGGAGGAGGCGCACAAGUUGCCAGCGAAGUAUUUCACCAACCCCUACUGUAACAUCUACCUGAACAGUGUCCAGGUUGCUAAGACGCACCCGCGGGAGGGGCAGAACCCCGUCUUCACUGAGGAAUUCAUCUUUGAUGACUUGUCCAGUGAAAUUAACAGAUUUGAAAUCAGCUUGAGUAACAAAACGAAAAAGAGUAAAGAAAAUGACAUCUUGUUCAUGCGCUGCCAGCUAAACCGGCUGCAAAAAGGCCAGAUGAUUGACGAGUGGUUCCCUCUCAGCUCCUACGUUCCUCUGAAGGGCAUUGAGCCGGGCUCCUUACGCGUACGUGCCCGCUACUCCGUGGAGAAGAUCAUGCCCGAAGAGGAGUACAACGAAUUCAAGGAGAUAAUCUUGCAGAAGGAGUUUUAUGUCGUCUAUGCUUUGGCACAUGUGUGUGGUCAGGACCGCUCCUUACUGGCAAGUCUCCUCCUGCGGAUCUUCAGGCACGAGAAGACUGAAGCCCCGCUACUCAGGACACUCAAUGACAGAGAGAUUAGCAUGGAGGAUGAGGCCACAACAUUGUUCAGAGCGACUACACUGGCCAGCACACUGAUGGAGCAGUACAUGAAGGCCACAGCAACACCCUUCGUCCACCACGCGCUCAAAGACACCAUCCUCAAAAUCAUGGAGAGCAAACAGUCCUGCGAGUUAAACCCUUCAAAACUGGAAAAGAAUGAAGAUGUGAAUAUGAAUCUGGGGCAUCUCCUCAACAUACUGUCUGAGCUGGUGGAGAAGAUUUUCAUGGCUGCUGAGAUCCUUCCACCUACUUUGAGGUACAUCUACGGCUGUCUGCAGAAGUCUGUGCAACAGAAGUGGCCCACCAACACCACCAUGCGAACGAGAGUUGUAAGUGGCUUUGUCUUUCUAAGACUGAUCUGCCCCGCCAUCCUCAAUCCCAGAAUGUUCAACAUCAUUUCUGAUCCUCCAUCUUCAACAGCAGGCAGGACCCUCACACUGGUGGCGAAGUCUGUCCAGAAUCUGGCUAACCUGGUUGAAUUUGGUGCUAAGGAACCCUACAUGGAGGGUGUAAACCCUUUCAUCAAAAACAACAAACACAGGAUGAUCAUGUUUCUGGACGAGUUGGGGAAUGUGCCUGACCUCCCUGAAGCCACGGAGCACUUUAGGACGGACCUGUCCCGGGACCUGGCCGCGCUGCACGAGAUCUGUGCCACACACUCAGACGAGCUCCGGACGCUGAGCAACGAGAGGGGCUCAGGACAGCAUGUAUUGAAAAAGAUGCUGGCCAUCACAGAGCUCCUCCAGCAGAAGCAGGCUCAGUAUGCCAUGUCCAACAGCAACAGGACAGAGUGCACCAUCAUGUCACUCGCUGCUGCCAUCCAGGUAAUGUGAGUUUUCAUACGAUUUUUCACCUGAGAAUCAAAAGUGUGGCGGUCGGGCCGCACAGCCAGCCAAAGCGAGGCCUCAUCAUCCCGUGAGGUGUAGAACCGAAGACUGGAGCGAGUUUGUACUUUCCAAGCAUGUGGCCUAGAUUCCUGGCGGUAUAAAUGCAAUACGGCUGUUCUCCAUGGGAAACCCACUUGCUGCGUUUCUGAAUGCUGUCCUUCCAAAGCCCUUCUCGAAAUGCUUCAAACGAUGACGCCGUGUUUAAAGAUGGGCAAAAAGCCUCAAAGAUUUCUGUGAAGAUCUGAGAGACUUUACUGCAGACUUUUUUUUUUUUAAUCCUUGCUAUUCCUGCCACUCCCUCAAAAAUAAAAUAAAAAAAUAAAAAACCUGAGCAGUUACAGUUGGUAACUGACAUAGAACCAGACAAAUAGGGGGUUUGGUAGGGAGGCUACCUGAUGGGCCAACUUCUGUCUCGUGAUGACACAGGAGAAAGGAAAUCCAAAGCAUUGAAGUAGCGUUUUUUUUCUGCCAUCAUCAGGGAAUUCAAACAUAGCACCUCUUGCCAAGACAACACGAGCCUUAACGCCCUUUCUACUCACUGUCCUCUCACCCACGUCGCCUGAUUUUUUUACAAUAAGCUCUUCCUUUAAACCAUUGACGACUUCCAGUCUGUGUGUGAACUUUGACGCAGCAACGGGAGUCGCUUGUUACUUCUUUUUUUGGCUGUUUUUUUUAAAUAUGCUGCUUUGUUUAUUGAUGUUAUAUACUUAGGCUUGUAUAGAGAAACUGUGUUUGUGUACGAUUACAGCUGAAAGGUAGUCAUAGGAGUUUGUAGGAGAUACCUGUAACCCAUCCUGUGCAUGUGUAAUCCUGACGGAUCCUGUUAUUGUGUGUGGGCCUACAUAUAUGCUGCUCUAACGACUUUCACCGGAACUCCCCUUUAUACCUUUUUGGACGUUUUAAAAAAAAUACAAAAAAAAAGAAAAAAGAAAAUCUUUCACACGUUGCAGUCUCUCUCUCUCUCGCUUUCCCCUCCACCAACAGGUGGCGUUUCAGUACAUAGAUCCACCCGGAGAAGUCAUGCCACGCACAGAUUUACCAACUUCAACGUCGUAACGGUUGGCCCCGUGUGCCUCGUCGUGAUUCGAGCAGCUGCAAAAGUCUGAAUCUGUGCCUGUCAUAGCGCAAAAGUUUACCAUAGUUUACUGUAGUUGCACUUAAGAUACCACGGACCUCACCGAGUGUUAGCAGACAUCUGGCGACAGAUAAGUGACAAUGUCUCCUAACAUCGCCCAGAACAACAAAAAAAACAAACAAAACUCCUCAUCAGCUAUACCAAUAUCAGCUGUGCUACAUGGUAUAGAUGAUGUACUUUCUGUAUUUCAUACAGCUGAUGAUAAUGAUGUGUAAUCCUUUUUAUUUUUCUACCUGAUUACUGAACCUUGAACCUUUUGCAUCUUAGAUACGACAACCUGGCUAAAAUAAAACAAUAUAUACCUGGA
Haplochromis burtoni (Burton's mouthbrooder) is the source of this 6147-nucleotide messenger RNA. RefSeq names its product RAS p21 protein activator (GTPase activating protein) 1a (gene rasa1a). The coding region runs from base 1973 to 4651 and encodes 892 amino acids. The transcript is spliced from 26 exons. Gene Ontology annotation, molecular function: protein binding. The record is from RefSeq and is a predicted model, not a curated record. Lineage: Eukaryota; Metazoa; Chordata; Actinopteri; Cichliformes; Cichlidae. Gene Ontology annotation, biological process: regulation of GTPase activity.